Messenger RNA from Rotaria socialis, 624 nucleotides. The record is from the annotation of a GenBank genome assembly. NCBI's taxonomy places the organism in Eukaryota, Metazoa, Rotifera, Eurotatoria, Philodinida, Philodinidae.
AUGAUUACUUCACGUUUACUGUUGAGAGAAAUAUCUCGAUCGAAAUCUACUCGUUUUCUAUCAUCGCUAACCUCAUUUGAACCUAAGCCAGAGCAAAGAACUCGAGAACUCAUUGAUAAAAUCAUACGUGUUGAUCAAGCUGGAGAAUUAGCUGCGGAUCGAAUUUAUGCUGGUCAGAUGGCAGUUUUGGGCCGUACAGAUGUUGGACCAACCAUUCAACACAUGUGGGAUGAAGAAAAAGCACAUCUAGCGAAAUUUAAUGAAUUGAUACCAAAGUACAAAGCUCGACCAUCAAUAUUAUUACCAUUAUGGAAUGUCGCUGGUUUUGCACUAGGUGCUGGAACAGCUUUACUAGGAAAAGAAGCAGCUAUGGCAUGUACUGUUGCUGUUGAAGCCGUGAUUGGAGAACAUUAUAAUAAUCAAUUACGUGAUUUGAUGGAACAUGCGGAUCAAACUAAAGAUAAAGAUUUGAUAGAAACAAUAAAAAAAUUUCGUGAUGAUGAAAAUCAACAUCAUGAUACUGGUUUAGCUAAUAAUGCUGAACAAGCUCCUUUCUAUCAAGGCUUAACCAGUGCGAUCAAAAUGGGAUGUCGGUUGGGUAUCUAUGUAGCUGAGCGUAUUUAA